This is a messenger RNA of Notothenia coriiceps (black rockcod), 2097 nucleotides long. RefSeq names its product lysophosphatidic acid receptor 4 (gene lpar4). The transcript has 3 exons. Bases 449 to 1513 code for a protein of 354 amino acids. Gene Ontology annotation, cellular component: plasma membrane. NCBI's taxonomy places the organism in Eukaryota, Metazoa, Chordata, Actinopteri, Perciformes, Nototheniidae. Gene Ontology annotation, molecular function: lysophosphatidic acid receptor activity. The record is from RefSeq and is a predicted model, not a curated record. Gene Ontology annotation, biological process: phospholipase C-activating G protein-coupled receptor signaling pathway; positive regulation of Rho protein signal transduction.
CUCCACUCUGAGAUGCUGCCCUCAUUUCAGGCGGACGGACGGAGAGACGUCGUGAGGAUUAAUUGAACAACUCAAGAGUUUUGCUACGUUAACUAGCUUAACAUUGGUUUCGUGACUCCUUGGUAUUAGUUUGGGACAGCUGGAAACUAAAACAUUGAGCAGCACCACAACAUUUGAGAGGGAAAAGUAUGGAGUUUAUCUUUUGACAGCUGAGGUGAGCUGUCACCAUCCACUCCGCUGCCAGACUGAGUGGCCCUGCAGUCCUGCAUCCUGACUGUCUCUGGCUCUGUUUAUGUGUCUGAAUGUCCACCAUGACUUGGAGGAGACUUGUCUGGUGGAGCCCCUGCUGACACCCCGUCCCCACAUAUCCACCUCAACCGGCCCCUUUCCUGACACCUUUGUUGUACCACUUUUCUCUGGAGCCCCCCUCUCUGUCUAAGCUGUCACCAUGGCUAGCCUGGUGCUCAAUGAGACCGGAAUGGAGGACUGCGGCAUUGACGACUCCUUCAAGUACAACUUGUACUCAGUGGUCUACAGUGUGGUCUUUGUCUUGGGCCUGAUCACCAACUGUGCCGCCCUCUUUGUGUUCUGCUUCCGGAUGAAGAUGAGUAACGAGACCACCAUGUUUAUGACUAAUUUAGCAUUAUCCGACUUGGUGUUUGUCUUCACGUUGCCAUUCAAGGUCUUCUACAAUGUUAACCGCCAUUGGCCCUUUGGAGACGGACUGUGUAAGGUAUCAGGAACGGCCUUCAUCACUAAUAUCUACGGCAGCAUGCUCUUCCUCACCUGCAUCAGCGUGGACCGCUUCCUGGCAAUCGUCUACCCUUUCCGCUCGCGCUCCAUCCGCACGCGCAGGAACGCAGCGCUGGUGUGUGCCGGCGUGUGGCUCACCAUCGUCGGAGGAGGAAUAUCGGUGACCUUCUUCUCCACCAUUAACAGCAACAACAAAGCCACCACCUGCUUCGAGGGCUUCUCCAAGAGCACCUGGAAGACCUACCUGUCCAAAAUCACCAUCUUCAUCGAGAUUGUGGGCUUCCUUCUUCCCCUCCUGGCCAACUUGGUAUGUUCCUCGCUUGUUCUGCGGACACUUCGGCGUCCGAUGACUGUUGGCCGCGGCUGUAACAGCAAGAAACGUGUCCUGCGAAUGAUUUUGGUCCAUCUGGGCAUCUUCAUCAUCUGCUUCGUCCCUUAUAACUCCAUCCUCUUCCUGUACGCCCUGGUGCGGACCCAGGCCCUGGCUAACUGCGCUGUGGAGCGCUUCGCCCGAACUCUUUACCCCAUCACUCUGUGCCUGGCCUGCCUCAACUGCUGCCUGGACCCCGUGGUCUACUACUUCACCUCGGAGAGCUUCCAGAAAAGCCUGACCAUGGGAGGCAAAGGGUCCGGCUCCCGGCCCCAGAGCAUCCCUCGCAGCGACACCGAGACGCUGGACGCCGCACACACUCUCCCCAGAGACACACACACGGCGGCCAGCAACGGGAAGGAUUCGAAGAUGUCUGAGAGUCAGUUCUGACUCAGCAUGGCAGACGGAAGUUAAAAAAUGGAUGGUGUGGGUUUGACGGGAGCCCUGCAUUUUGAAAACAAAGCGAUCAGCUGUUUGGUCCUGGAAGUGACACAUAACUCAGCAGAUUAGUUAAGUCCUGAGGUAAAUCCUGAGGUAUGGCCUGGGAUUUACGGAUUAAUCCAGCACUGGAGAGCAGAGGAAUGUAUCUGUGUGUGUUUAUUAUGAGAGAACACUACGGGGAUCAGAGUCCCAGCCACACCGGGACUAUUGUGCAGAGACACGCAGGGCCUCUGAGAGAGACUGCAACACAUCAUCACCCAGGCUUAACACACAAACACUCACAAAUGCACUGGAUUGUGGAGAGAAUGGAGAUUUCCAUUAGCAUUGUUGAAACAUGCUGUUUAGUACUUUUGUAACACACUGAGCCCUUAAGUUGUAUUGUUAUAAAGUUGAAGCUUUCGCAGCACAAUAUAUCAUUUUAGACAUUAAUGUUGUGGCACUCUUUAGUGUGGUGAGACCCACUGUUAUUGUAACACAGCAGCGCGCUGAACUACUGAGUUAAAUGUGUCUCAUGUUGAAGUUUGAGGCCAUUA